Coffea eugenioides is the source of this 1370-nucleotide messenger RNA. RefSeq names its product cell division control protein 2 homolog C. The transcript has 6 exons. The record is from RefSeq and is a predicted model, not a curated record. Gene Ontology annotation, molecular function: cyclin-dependent protein serine/threonine kinase activity; cyclin binding; ATP binding. Gene Ontology annotation, biological process: regulation of G2/M transition of mitotic cell cycle; G1/S transition of mitotic cell cycle; protein phosphorylation. Lineage: Eukaryota; Viridiplantae; Streptophyta; Magnoliopsida; Gentianales; Rubiaceae. Gene Ontology annotation, cellular component: cyclin-dependent protein kinase holoenzyme complex; cytoplasm; nucleus. Bases 106 to 1050 code for a protein of 314 amino acids.
CUUUUAUUCAAUUUUAGAAUCCAUUCUUGCAAAAACAGAAACCUCUUCUUCAAAGUCCCCGAUCCUCAACCGGACUGAAAGACAUCACUUCCAGGAAGGUUUAGUAUGGAGAAGUAUGAGAAGCUUGAGAAGGUAGGGGAAGGGACUUAUGGUAAGGUGUACAAAGCUAAGGACAAGGCUACUGGACAGUUGGUAGCCCUCAAGAAAACACGUUUGGAAAUGGAUGAGGAAGGUGUGCCCCCUACUGCUCUCCGUGAGGUGUCCCUGCUCCAGAUGCUUUCCCAGUCCCUCUACGUGGUCCGUCUGCUAUGUGUUGAGCAUAUUGUUGAUGGCAACAAAAAGAAUGGUGGCAGUGACAGUGGCAAUGGCAAGCCGCUCCUCUACCUUGUCUUUGAGUACCUUGACACUGACCUCAAGAAGUUCAUUGACUCCCACCGCAAGGGCCCCAACCCCAGGCCACUUCCACCUUCCCUCAUCCAGAGCUUUCUCUUUCAGCUCUGCAAGGGUGUUGCCCACUGCCACAGCCAUGGUGUACUCCACCGGGAUCUCAAGCCCCAGAACCUUCUUGUUGAUAAGGAGAAGGGCAUUCUAAAGAUUGCUGAUCUUGGACUUGGCAGGGCUUUCACUGUCCCACUCAAAAGCUACACCCACGAAAUCGUCACUCUCUGGUACAGAGCUCCGGAAGUUCUCUUGGGAUCCACACAUUACUCCACUGCUGUUGAUAUGUGGUCUGUUGGUUGCAUUUUUGCUGAGAUGGUAAGAAGGCAAGCCUUAUUUCCAGGGGAUUCUGAGUUUCAACAACUGCUUCAUAUAUUCAGGCUGCUAGGGACACCUACGGAGAAGCAGUGGCCUGAAGUUUGCUCACUACGUGAUUGGCAUGUGUACCCCCAAUGGGAGCCCCAGAACCUUGCACGAGCUGUUCCAUCAUUAGGGCCUGAUGGUGUUGACCUUCUAUCUAAGAUGCUUAAGUAUGAUCCAGCUGAGAGAAUAUCAGCCAAAGCGGCGCUAGAACACCCCUUUUUCGACAGCCUUGAUAAGUCUCAAUUCUGAGGCUGCAUAUUGCUUCUAAAAGCUUGAUUUUAUGACAAUCAAGUCAGAUGCUUUCAUUCAGAACUCGUAGAUUGAAGAGAUUUUCAUCGUCUUGGUGAUUGAAACUUGUCGUAUCAGAUUGACAUAAGUGGUGUUCUCUCUUUAGUGGUUUACCAGUGAGGAAUAAUAGUUCCCAUUCUGCUUCUGUUGUUUUAAAUUGUCUUUGCAAAUGGUUGGAAUCAGUAUACCCUGUUUUAGAAUAUGAUCAAAGCUUAUUGUAUUCACACCAGAAUUUCCUUUUCCGAGCUCUUGCAUGAUCCCAGAAGCAUAAGGUUGUGAUA